ACCUAUUGGGUCACAUCGACGUGACCGCGUAGUAAUUUACAACGCAACAAUCAGCUGUAACUCUAGAAGCAGUAACUUCCCCUCCUGAUCUAGUGUCUGUGGGACUUGCAGUGAUGGUUGUUUCACGUUUCAGAAACUAACGCGAGAAAGAAACUUGCAAACUACAACCGGAAUUAUUGGUCAAGUAAAUCCCUCCAGACAAUGUCAAACGACAGCGUCACUCUUCCCUCUCCUGACCUCGAUCUUCAGCUUCAUCUUAAUAACAAUAAAUACGCGCAACAAGUUGUGCCCGCCAUCUUGUUCCUUGCCAUUCUGAUGCUUGUUGGGUGCAUUGGGAACUCCCUCGUCUUUUACGUGUAUCAUUUGAAGAUGAAGCGAAGCACAACCCGACUGUAUAUUCUAUCACUGGCAGCGUUUGAUCUUCUGAAUUGUGUCGUAUGCAUUCCCCAUGAAAUAGCAGAUAUGAGGUAUAACUUCACAUUUGGGCGAUAUGCACUUUGUAAAGUAAUUCGAGUAUUAAUAGUGUUCUCUUCCUUUGGGUCUGGAAGUGUUCUGCUAGUUGUAGCAGUAGAUCGAUACAAGAAGGUAUGCAGACCAUUUCAAAAGCAGAUUACCCUAAGGACUGCUCAGGUAGCUGUAACAAUUUGCACAGUUGCUUCGUGUCUGUUAUCGCUGCCUGCGUUCGUUAUCUACGGUUCAAGAACUGUGCCUACAGACAUCAUCAGCAUCAACGGUUCUGACUGUUCCAUUUCGGAUGAGUACAUUAAUUCUCCAUUUCCUCUGCUGUAUAAUGGGAUACAUUUCUCCAUAUUUGUGCCUUCAGUUCUGUGCCUAAUAGUGCUGUACAGUUUAAUAAAGCGGCAAGUCGGUAAGCAACACUCAUACAGAAACAAAAUGAAUUGUCAUCAGAAUGUUCCUUCAUCCCAAAAUAGAGAUGGUGGUAAAGAGAUAAACUCAAAUGAAUCAGAUGAAGGUCGUACCUCUUCAUCAGAACCUGAACUUACAGAUGUUUCUGUGGUAGAGAUGCAAAUGCCUAACAUUCGACCGAGCACGAAUGACGUUUUGACCGACCCCCAGCAAGGACGGAAUCCUAUGCAUAUUGCUAAGGGCAAGACAAGGCAGGAUAAAGAAGGGUCUGUCUGCAGUGAUGCUGAGCUGACAUAUGCACAGACAUCGUCUCGAGGUGACAGAGGUGAACAGAGAAUGUCGUUCAUGCUGUUUCUAAUCACUCUUGUAUUUGUCUUGAGCUUUCUGCCACACCUUUCACUGAUGGUGGCGUUGGGGAUCAAAAGGGAUCUCUUCGAGGUAACCCAAGGCGCUGGAUUAGCCGCCAUCAACCUUUUCAUCAGGUCGUAUUUCAUCAACAGCGCCUCCAAUCCAAUCAUAUACAGCUUCUUCAGUACCAACUUCAGACGGGAACUUGGAGACAUAUGGAGAAAGGUACAUUGUCGGGUAUGAAAACAAUUUGUAAUUCUACCGAAAACGCCAGUCUCGAAUGUCUGCCAAAGCAGAUUCCACUGGGUGUAAAAAGUAAAGACACACUAAAAACAUGUCUUGUUCCACCAGUAGGACACGUUAUAUGCUUUCUACCAUAAACAUCGAUGAAAAACGGCUUAGCACUUAACACGCAGAAACUGCAAAUGUUUAUAUUGGUUUUGAAGAAAGAUCGGGGGUCAACAUUUAACUGUGAGGAGACAUCUAUUGUUUUGGGUAUAAUACUAGAAAAAUAGUUGAAUGAGGAAAUUGUGUUACAACUUGAUUAGUAUGAUUACAUCGACUUAGCAAUAGUCCAGCUUUAUGACGGCGGUCUGUUAAUAUCCGGUGAUGGAUAUCAUGAGCAUCGUUCCACGAAAUUGGGAUACGAUGACAUGCAUCAACUACGUCAGCGAGCCUGACCACCCGAUCCCGUUAGUCGCCUUUUCCGACAAGCAUAGUCGCUUUUUACGGCAAGCAUUGGUUGCUGAAGACCUAUUCUACCCCGUAUCUGUUUGUUAACUAACACAGGUGCAUGUAGAUCAAUUGUGCACUCACACACCUGUUCACUAUCGUGGAAAAAAUGUGUUUGUUUAAGUCAGUUAUCAGGCAGAAUAUGUUUUGUCAAUGCAAUAAAAGAAAACAAAUAGAAUAUACAUUAAAAAACACACUAUAUUUUCAAUGUUUGUGCUAAGAUGUGUGAAAAUGAGGCCAAAUGCUUUUACUUAAAGAACAACCUGACAUAAAUUAACACGGCCUCUUAGGUGGCAUCGCACAUUUAUUUUGCCACAUUAUCUUUUGCAAAAUGAAUUUGUGUUUGUUGUUUAACGCCUCACUAUUCCAGUGAAAGGAUGGCGAGAGGUAAAUACUAGAAAGCCUGCGACAAACAAGUGAUGCAUACAGUGAAACCUGUCAAAAUCUGACUAAUCCGGACUUUUUUCAAUUAAAUGUACUGCAUUAAAUGUGCCGA
Messenger RNA from Haliotis rufescens (red abalone), 2443 nucleotides. RefSeq names its product orexin receptor type 2-like. Gene Ontology annotation, cellular component: membrane. Gene Ontology annotation, molecular function: G protein-coupled peptide receptor activity. The transcript is spliced from 2 exons. NCBI's taxonomy places the organism in Eukaryota, Metazoa, Mollusca, Gastropoda, Lepetellida, Haliotidae. Bases 202 to 1458 code for a protein of 418 amino acids. The record is from RefSeq and is a predicted model, not a curated record. Gene Ontology annotation, biological process: neuropeptide signaling pathway.